AUGAUAACAAGGAUAUCAUUUAAUAAAAUGAAUUCAUCAAUGAAAGUUCAUAAGCGAACAAAUUCAAAACAUUCAUUAUUAAUACCAUCACCGUUAAAUGCAUUAUUACAUUCAGAUAAACAUAUAAAAUAUCAUUUUUAUAGCCUUGGCGGAGAUUUUAUUAGAUUAGGCUCAUAUCGUAAAAUUAAAACGUUAUUUACAUUUAAUAAUCAUACAUUUGGUAAUGGAUCAUUAAUUAAAGAAAUUGUAUAUGAUUUAUCGACAUUUUUAAAAAGAGAAUUAAAUGAUGAAAAAUCAACUAAGCAUUUACAACUCAAGAAUUUUUUAACUUCAAAUCAAAUUAUUUUAAAUAAAGAAAAUUCCAUGAUUUUAUGUGAUCAUCAUUUUGGAUUAAAAAAUUGGUUGUAUAUUAUAUUUGGAUAUAUGAUACAUAAUUAUAAUGAAGAUGAUGUUUAUUCAUGUUUGGAAUAUGUUAUUGAAAUGUAUUUGGAAUCAAGAAAGACAAGAUUAAGAAUAAGUGAAAUGAAAUUGAUUAGAGAUAGUCGAGAUUAUUAUACAUUGGAAACAUUUAAUGAAUAUAUUAAAAAUGUAAAAAUAAAAGAAGAUCUACUAUUUGAAUCCAAUGAUUAUGAUCGAUUUGUUUCAUUUACUGAAGCUUUUAAUAAGAAAAUUUAUUUACCAAAGUUACCAAAAUUAAAUAAUAAAGAAUUAUUAGUUAAGGCAUUAAUGCAUAAAGAAUUUUAUAGGUUAUUACUUGAUCCAAAUCAUUCAUUUGCUAAAAAAAUGAAAGCAGAACAUUAUGACCUUGAUUUUAGUGAAUAUGGGAUAAUAAGGAGAGAAAUUUCAUUCCUUGAUGGUUUAGGAGAUUUAUUCUUAGCUCAAGAAACAUCAAAAUUAAUUUUUGAUUUAUGUAAUGAUGGAAUUGAUUUAAAUUCAACUACUUAUCAAUUAUUGAGAAUGAUUUUAGCUACAAAUACCCUAAUGUCAAAAUUGGCUAAAUGUUAUAAACUAUAUGAAGCAUUAGAUGAUUCAAUUAUAAAUACAAGGAUUUCAAACGAGUAUUUACCAUAUACGAUCCAUAAUAAAAUUCCUUCUGAUAAAGAAGAAGAUGAAAUGAGGAUAUAUGAAGAAGAAUUUUUAGGUGAUUUUUUUGAAUCUUAUAUGGCUGCUUUAUUGAUUGAACAACCAAAAAUUGCAAAAGAAUUUAUAAGAGAAAUUUAUAAAAGAAUAUUAUCUGUAAUUACAGAAACAUUACCUCCAGAAGUAACUUAUCAAAGUUGGACAAUUCAAAUAUUGGGAAGAAAUAUUUAUAGUAAAAAAGCAACUAUAUAG
Insectozyma verbasci is the source of this 1332-nucleotide messenger RNA. Lineage: Eukaryota; Fungi; Ascomycota; Pichiomycetes; Serinales; Debaryomycetaceae. The record is from the annotation of a GenBank genome assembly.